UCGUUUUUAUCAUCAUCAUCGUUAAAAAAAUCAAUCAAUGAGAUUCAUUAAUUUCAUAAUCAAAUAAAAAUGGCCAGACGAAAAUCGACAGCAAAAAUUGCCGAUAACGACAAUAACAACAACAGUGGCCAACAACAACAAUCGACGAUCAAUAAAACAACAAUGGCCAAACAAAAAUCUGUGAAACAGGCAAAAAAUUCGAAAACAUCAAAAGGUACAAAAGGUCGGCCAAAAGGUAAAACAAAACAACAACAACAAACAACAUCUGCUAAAAGAGGUCGAAAACCUGGCAAAAAAUCAACAACAAACGAAACGAAAUCACUUAAAACAACGAAAAAAAGGAAAAAAACAACCACUAAACGUGUAAUCCAGAAACCUGGCAUAAGUCGUCGACAUUAUCAUUCAGUUAGUAUGAAAUUGCAGCCAUCUAAAGAAUUUAUUCAGCAAAAAAUAACCAAAUUGAAAGAUCAAAUGCAAUUGAUACGUAAUUCGCAAAAAAAUCCCGAUUUAGCUCGUAAAAUGAUCAUGGCAUUGGAACGACAUUGUGACAAAGUUGUUGAUCGUGUUCGUAUCAAACGAAAAUCACGACAUAAGAUGAGCAAAAUGGCUAAAAUGAAUGAAUUGAAAAAUCGGAAAAUUGAUCUGAAUACACCGCAAUCAAUAUUAUGUGAUUAUAAUUGGACACAAUUAUUGAAUCGAAAGAAUUUUGAUCGAUUACCCGCUUAUUAUCAAUAUCAUUUGACAAAAUUAUUACCAAAAUGUGAUCAACAAUUAUUGGAUAAUAAUGUUAUCUGUCCAACCGAAACGGCCUUUACUAAUGAGUUUUUUUCACGUGCUGUAAAUAAUUAUUUCAAUCGAUUGGUAGAAGGUAAAUUGACCACUGAAUCAUUGGCAAAAAUUAAACGUGAAAUUGAAAAGACAAAAAAUCGUCUUGAUCCACUUAAAUUGAAAUAUUUUGAACCAGUAUUUCGUACACCGGAAGAAGAUCUACCUAAACCAUUAACGGAUGAUGAUCGUUGUAAACAAGGAAUGGCCUUUAUGAAUGCAUUUAUAAAUUGUGUAGAUAAAGUAAAACAAACACAGCGUAAAAAACAAAGAUUAAUGGCAGCAUCAGCAACAACUCAACAACAACAACCAUCAACAUCGGCCAAUAUUUCACAGUUGCCUGCGCCACAAUCACAACCACCACCACCAUCAGUUCAACAACAUUCAUCGAAAAAACGUAUCUGGGAUUACUUACCUUCAUUAACUACUUAUGAAGAUCCAAGAGUAAAGAAAAUGGUGAAUGAAACGUCAAUGAAACCGAAAGCUACGGUUACAUUUUCUGAUGUGGAAAAGAAUCCUGAUUUGUUACCAUAUUUAGAUCAUUCUGAUUUGGAUCGUUAUGUACAAAGAAAAAUUUCAUCGCUAAUAUCACAAUUAUCGUUGGAUAAAGACCCAAGACGUUGUUAUCGUUCAUGCGAUUCACCACCGGCACUACCACCACUACAACCAUUGACAACAACAAUUGAAUUAGUCAGAAGGUAUAAUCCUAGUGAUGAUCGAUUUAGUCACAUAAAGCCUGGUGAUGAUCAAUUUAGUCAUCUAAAUCCUGUUUAUUCAUCUAACAACAACAAUAAUAAUGAUGUCUAUGAUGAUGAUAUGAUUCUCGAUUCUGAAUGUAAAAAUAUUGUGGACGAUAAUAUCAUCAAAGAUCCUAGUUGUUGUGAUCUAGAAAUAGAACAAUUAAAUCUUGAUGAACAGAUAAAAUUUGAUCAAUUAUUAAUGAUUUCGGAUCUUAAGAUUUCAGAAGCCAAGCAUCGUCAUCAUCCUCAGCAGUCGCAAUCGAAAUCACAAAUAACAACAGUACCAAAGAAACGAAAAUUAUCAAAGAAAAAUGUGAUUACUCCACAAUCAACAUUAUUACAACCCGUUGUUUUUGCUAACAAUGAUAAUACUGGUGAACAGCCUGCGUUUUUUAUGACAACCACUGGCAAUAUGUUGACCAUGAUACCGAAUGAUAAAACGAUAAUCAAACAACCACGACAAGGAAAACCGAAAGCUACCGUAUCGGACAUUAACCUAUUAAAUAAUCCGUCUUCUACUACUAAUACUUCAUUAACUCAGGCUAAUAAUCAAUCAACAUCAAAAGCUUGUUUGCAUAAACCAACGCCGAAUAAUUCAUCACCAUUAUCGAUGCCAAUAAAAUAUAUUGCUACUCGAACACACUAUCCGAUAUCAUCAACAUCAACAUCGAUAAUUUCGGGUAAUUGUGGUCAAAAUAUGCAACAACAACAACAACAACAACAUCUACAAUCACAAUUGAAUUUGAAUCGAGCUACUACUACUACAACUUCUGAUUAUAGUCCCGGUGGUGGUGCUGGUACUGGUGAAUCGACAUCAUCGUCAAAAUCAUCAUCACCAUUAAAAGUGCAACCAAUACAUGUGAUAUUUGAUAAUAAUAAUGAAUCAUUACCAAAGAUAGUUCUUACACCACCACCAUCAUCGUCAUCAUCAUUGUCACCGGUAUCGAAUCGACCAAUAGCAGUUAAUUCCACUAUUUCAAAUACAACUUCUGGUCCUGUUCAGCAUCAGUAUUUAGAUAAUAAUGGCAAAGUUCAUUUUAAAUAUUAUAAAAAACCGCCGACAACUAUUAGACGAAUAGAAUCUGAUAUGUUAAAAAUAGGUAAUUAUCGUAUGAUUGAAUUGCCGCAAGUAUCAUCGUCACCAUCAUCGUCACCGGUAUCGAAUCGGCCAAUAGCAGUUAAUUCCACUAUUUCAGAUACAACUUCUUGUUCUGUUCAGCAUCAUCAAAAUGAAAGUGGCAAAGUUCAUAUUAAAUAUAAUAAAAAACAGCCGACAGCUAUUAGACGAAUAGAAUCUGAUUUGUUAAAAGUAGGUAAUUAUCGUAUGAUUGAAUUGCCGCCAUUACCAUCGUCCAUGUUGACGAAUCAAACAGCAACAACAACAACCAAAUUCUGUACAUUUCAACCAUUACCAUUACAAACAUCAAUUAUUGCUCAACCACAGCAGCAGCAACAACAACAAUCAUUGAAUCGUUCGAAAUGUACAAUGACUAUUCAACGACCAACUACAACGAAAUCAUCAACAGUAAUCAAUAGUAUUCAUGAUUAUCAAUCGUCCCAAUCGAUUGUUCAUCACCAUCAAAUGGCCACUAUUAAUCCAUCAUCAACAUUAAUAUCAUCUGGAUUGAUGCCACCACCACCACCACCGCCACAAUAUUCAUCAACUAUCACCAACACGACACCAAAACGAAUACGUCUAAUGAAUACACCAUUUACAACUGUCACAACAUUGCCUACCGUUGUUCACACCAAUAAAUCGUCAAAUUCGAUUAGUACUGAGCUUCCAUCAUCUUCACGAAAAAUUUUUGAUAUUGGUCAAGCAAAGACAUUUUACAUUCAGACUCCAACAUCAUCAUCAUCAUUUUUAAAAACGAAUAAUAAUAAUGGACAAAACGAUAUCUUUCAUAAACAAGAGCAGCUUGGUACACGAUUUGAUAAAAUGUCAGAGGAACAGAAAUCGAAAUCAUUUUCUCCUCUGCCUGAAGAAUCUGGUCAUCAUCAUCAUCAUCAACAACAACAACAACAACAACAACAAUUGCAUCAGCAUCGAUCAGCAUUCAUUACAAAUCAGGUAACAUUACCGACGGUUAGAACAACAACAACGACAACAAUGACGAUGACAACUGAGAGCAGUAUUCUGGCACAGCAACAACCAUUUGUUCCAACAUGUACGACGUCCAUAAUCAAUAACAAUAAUAAUCUACAGCCACAUAAACAACAAUUUGUUGUAAAUAUGGCAAUGAAUGAAAUAACAUUUGUUGGACAACAUCAACCCAUUUCAAUGAAUACAGCAGCAGCAGCAGCAGCAACAACAACAAAAACAACACCACCAACUACGACAUCGCCAUCAUCAGCUAUGAAAAAUCGACAACGAAAAACAAGAAAUGUGAUGUUGGAUGAUCCAAAUGAUAAUACUAACAACAACAGCAGCAGCAGCCGAAAUAAUCGUCGUGGUCGACGUCGUACAGAAUUUUCCAAUUAUCAUAAUGAUGAUAACAAUAAUGAUGGUGACAAUAGACAAUCGCCAACUACUAUUAUAUCCACUAUCAUGAUACCGAUCACAGAAACGGAAACUAAAUCUAAUGAAUCCGAUUUGGAAGAAAAACCUAAAAUUAUUAUUUCUGCCAGUACUACUACUAGUAAUGAUGAUGGAAAACAAAUGAAAGAUUUAACAACAACGAUAACAUCAAUGAAACCAUCAUCAUCAUCAUCAUCAUCGUCAUCACCAUCAUCGAUCUUUGAAAUUAAGAAAAAACGUAGCAAUGAUGAAACGAAAAUAGUGAUGCCCGUUAUUACGGAAAUGCAAUAUUUAUGGCACUGUACUUGUUAUCGAAAUUUUAUACGCUGUAUACGUAAAUCAGCAAGAUCAUUAGAACAUUUGGCAUUCGUGUUUCGUUAUUGGUUAGAGUAUGAUCGAAAAUUAUUAUCAUCAGAAGCAUUCAAUAAUGUUAUAGUGAAAUAUAUUGAUGCCGUACGUAAUUCAUUGAUCAAUACAAUAAUGUCGAUUAAAGCAUUGAUUGCAUUAACAUCGUCCACAUCAUCAUCAUCAUCAUCAUCAUCCUCGUCGUUAUUGAAAUCACAAUCGGAUGCUAAACAAUCAUUUUAUGAUCAAAUAAUGAAUGAAUGGCAUGUAUUGAAUAAUGAAAUGGCUAACGAUCAUAAUCACCAUUGUCCUGGUAAACAUUUGAUGGAUAAAUUUAAUUAUGUUUCCCAACAAGGACAUGAAGUAUUUCGGGCAACACUUUUUAUGUUAAGAUUUGAACAAGAAAAUUUACGUGAUCUAAAUAUUGAUCUCUAUAUGAAUAUGUUGAUAAAAUUUAUUGCCUAUCUGGAUUUUUUUAUCACUAUUAUGCGUAAUCAUUGUCAAUCUCAUCAUGGUCAACAACCAUAGCCAGCCACAGCAAGCCGCCACAGCCACCAUCAUCCAGAUGAAUUAAAUAGUAAACGCCCAUA
Molecule: messenger RNA, 5018 nt
Organism: Dermatophagoides farinae (American house dust mite)
Lineage: Eukaryota; Metazoa; Arthropoda; Arachnida; Sarcoptiformes; Pyroglyphidae
Biological process (GO): animal organ morphogenesis; positive regulation of transcription by RNA polymerase II
Cellular component (GO): PR-DUB complex
Molecular function (GO): chromatin binding
Source: RefSeq, a predicted model, not a curated record